AUGGGCAAGUCAGCUUCAAAACAGUUCAAUAAUGAGGUCCUGAAAGCGCAGAAUGAGUACUGUCAGCAGCACGGUGUCCCUCCGCUAAAGCUCUCCAAGAAGCUCAACCGAGAGGCUCAGCCAUACCCCGAAGCCCUGACCAGCACAAGGAUCCGCAAACACAGCCCAGAAUCCAGUCGCUGUCAGUGUGGGGAGAACCUGGCAUGGGCAUCCUACCAUCAGACAGGAAAGGAGGAGGCCGACAGGUGGUACAGGCAUUUUACGGCCAUGGUGUGGAAGAAUACUAAGAAGAUGGGUGUGGGGAAGGCAUCAGCGAGCGAUGGGUCCUCCUUCGUGGUGGCCAGAUAAUUCCCAGCCGGCAAUGUUGUCAA
Molecule: messenger RNA, 371 nt
Organism: Ochotona curzoniae (black-lipped pika)
Lineage: Eukaryota; Metazoa; Chordata; Mammalia; Lagomorpha; Ochotonidae
Product: Golgi-associated plant pathogenesis-related protein 1-like
Exons: 2
Coding region: 1-348 (115 amino acids)
Source: RefSeq, a predicted model, not a curated record